AUGAACCUCGCUAUACAGAAUCUUGGUAUUAAUGACCCCUUUACAAAUGAAAAUAUUGUCGAUAAGGGGAAUGGUAAAUCUAACGCGACCAAUUUAAUACAUAUUAGAAAUCAACAAAGAAAUGGUAGAAAAAGUGUUACUACAGUACAAGGAUUAGGCAAAUCGUAUGAUUUGAAAAAAAUGGUCAGAGCCUUGAAAAAGGAAUUUAAUUGUAAUGGAACAAUUAUAGAAGAUAUUGAGCAUGGUUCAAUUAUUCAACUUCAGGGCGAUAAACGAAGUAAUGUUAAAGACUUUUUAAUACGAGAAGGAAUUUGCUCAGUGGAUCAUAUACGUAUACAUGGUGCUUGA
Molecule: messenger RNA, 348 nt
Organism: Plasmodium berghei ANKA
Lineage: Eukaryota; Apicomplexa; Aconoidasida; Haemosporida; Plasmodiidae
Product: translation initiation factor SUI1, putative
Exons: 3
Coding region: 1-348 (115 amino acids)
Biological process (GO): translational initiation
Molecular function (GO): translation initiation factor activity; RNA binding
Source: RefSeq, a predicted model, not a curated record